Molecule: messenger RNA, 625 nt
Organism: Cicer arietinum (chickpea)
Lineage: Eukaryota; Viridiplantae; Streptophyta; Magnoliopsida; Fabales; Fabaceae
Source: RefSeq, a predicted model, not a curated record
UGUAUAUUGUAUAGUAGUAUUAAUCACCAUAAGCCACAUCCAAAUCUACCUCUUCCUCCUUCUUUCUCAUAGGAAAAGGAAGAGAACAUUUUUUGAAGAAAAAUGUCUCUAUCUAUGAAGCAAUAUUCUUAUUCAAAGAUGGAUAAAGAAGACCCUGAAGAAUUAAUUCAUAGAAAAGCACAAUUCUUGAUCUACAAAGUGUUGGAACAAGCAAAUUCUCGUAGAAAACCAUCUUGUCUUAGAAUUAGAAUAUCUAAGUUGAAGGUGAAGAUUGGAAACAAAUUAAGAAGGCUAAAAAAGCGAAUUAUAUCAAAUGUAUCUGCAGCUAAAGUUAGUAUUCAUGGACACGUUGCGAGUCAAUUGAAAACAUGGAAGCGUUUGUUUGGGAGGGAAAAACAAACCCUUUUAACCAUUGAUCCUUCUCUUAUGAUCAAAUGUUGAUACAUAUAUACUUUGUGUGAGCAAGUUACUAGGAAAGUUUAUUCAUGGUGUUUUGUGUAAUACAAUGUUAAUUGUUUUUUUUUUCUUUUCUUUUUUUCAUGUCCUAUUUUUCUAUAGAAAAGAGUGAAAUCAUGAGUUGUGCCUCAAGAUCAAUAUAAUUUAUUUUUGCAUUUGUUUUUGGGUA